This is a messenger RNA of Didymosphaeria variabile, 2433 nucleotides long. RefSeq lists its product as uncharacterized. The coding region runs from base 1 to 2433 and encodes 810 amino acids. The transcript is spliced from 2 exons. NCBI's taxonomy places the organism in Eukaryota, Fungi, Ascomycota, Dothideomycetes, Pleosporales, Didymosphaeriaceae. The record is from RefSeq and is a predicted model, not a curated record.
AUGAUCUGGUUGUCGUCCGCUAGGAACCGUGAAGGUGUAAAAGGUAAGGCCAGGGUUGAAGGAGGAAAUCUUCCAAGAAAGCGCGCCCGCGAUGACAACGACAACAAUGGUGAAGGCAUUCACAUCCGUCCUCGCAAGAGGCGCAGAAGUGGAGAUAGCUGGUGGGUCAUCGAACAAUGUACAUGGCUCUUUUGUUGUAUUGAAUUUUUAUUGCAUUUCAACGAUACACCAGCAGCGAUAGGCGAGGACGAACGAAACAGGAUCAGUCAAGAGGGAAGAGAACAACAAUUCAUGGAGCAUCCAAAUUAUAUCACAGUAGGAGGUAGAAGAGUAUACGUUGCAGACGCAGGCUUCAACGUCAUACCGCACAGUGGCACUGGAGCAGUGCGCCCAAACUCGGAAAUCGAAGGACAACCAAAGACAGCAACCCCAACAUGGCCGCCGAAGAGCUAUCCAUACGCCGGAGAUCCCGUGGCGGAUCCGGAAUGCGAAAGUCCGGAGACACCGCCAGGAAUGGAGGAUGAGUGCACGCAGACGACACCCCCGCCUUCUGAUUCUGAUGGCGAAGACGACGACAUGCCCGCACCUGAUGUGGUGGCAGGUGGCAUUCAUUCUUCGCCACCUACAAAGACGCAAGCUGGUGGGCAUAUAGUCGUGCUUCCGGGGGACGGUACGCAUUUUACUGGACCACUGAUUAGACAGCAGCCUAUGCUGCGAAAAGAUAAUAAGGGCCGUUUUUGGGAUAAGGAGGACCGCCUAGUGGAUAGCCGCGGCCGCUUGAUCAAUGAGAGUGGCCAGCUUAUAGAUGAGCAAGGACGUAUUCCUCAUCAUCUCUUGAGGGAUGAUCCUCCGCCGCAGCCUUUCGCAUCAAUACCACCACGAAGGGAUUCGCAGGGCCGUCUUUUGCAUGAGCAAGGCUAUUUUGUCAAGGAGGAGGCUCACCUUGUCAAUAGCAAUGGCCAACUAGUUGAUGACAAAGGCCAACUCGUGGAUGAGCAUGGACGGAUCCCCGCCCAUCUGUUCGAGGAUGAUCGGCCCAUUCCAAAGAGGCCACCUAGAUUACCGGAAGCUCCAACCUCUAGACCACCACAAGUUCCGUCUAAGCCACCACAAGUUCCGCCGCAGCCAUCUGCAUCAGCACCAUCGCGGAGGGAUGAGCAGGGCCGUCUUCUGGGUGAAGAUGUUUGUCCGGUGAACGAUCAGGGGCAUCUGGUGAACGAGCGAGGCCUUCAUGUAGAUGAACAGGGAAGAUUAGUGGACGGGCUAGGUCGUCUCAUAAAUGCGCUUGGGCAGCUUGUGAAUACGAAAGGUCAGCUUGUGAAUACGAAAGGUCAGCUUGUGGAUGCGUAUGGAUCCCGGAUGAUUGAAGAAACACCUGCAGAUAAGCCUCUUCCGCCAGGUGUCAAUAAAUUGAACUCUGAUGCUUGGCGCGAGAAUUUUAAAGAGAUGGGCAACCAGUGGGUUAAGACAGCUUCUUCACCAUCUCCGAUAACGACGAGCACAGCCGUGGGACCAACUGGACCAAGUAACUCCCCAGCGGAUCCAACGAGUUUUCUGGACAGACUCCCUAGUCAACAGCAACAGCCUGGCGGACGUCUUCCAGCUGGUUUCGACGACGCGGAGGAAGGUGAAGAUCCGACAACACGUACAAGGGGAAGAGACAGGCAAUACCGACCGCUACCACCCAACGACUACGUUAUCAGAGGUAGUUCCCUCGGACGUUAUGGCCUCCCGCUCGCCCCAGAUAUGGUCGUCCAAGACGAAGAGCGUCCAGUACCCCCUCUUGGAGAAAAAUACAUGGACCGCUUCACCUUCCCACCCAGGAAAUGCGCCAUCACACAGCACGACGAACCCUGUAACGAAAUCUUCACUAACGGCCGCGCGUUGCGCGAACACCAGCUCACUCACGAUUACAUGAUGUCUGGUGGUGCUGGUCCGGGCGGGACCAUCGACCCGGAGACAGAAGAUCAGUUCUCUUUACCGGAGGGCGAGGCGGAUAGGUUAUUGCGGGAGCGACAGGUUAGGAAGAUGAUUGUCUACAAGGGGACAGCGCUGCAGAAAGCGGCAUUGGAAAAUUACUGGGAGGCGAAGGAAACGAAGGAGGCGGAAGAGAGAGCUGGAAAGGCGAAGGAGCGAGCGGAGGCGCCUUUGACGGAGGAAGAUUUUCUUCCUGAAAAAAUGACGCAGGAAGAGUUUGAGAAGUCUUUGGAUGAGUUGCCGUCUCCAGAUGCGUCUGAGGAGGGGUUGACAGAGGAGCAGCAGGCAGAGUUCGACGGAUUUUUAGAUGGGGUGGACGUCCAGGAGGGCUUGUUGGAGGAGCAGGCGAAUGGGAAAGGGCAGCUGGACCCGUUUCUUACGGUUUUCUCGGACGAAGAGCUCCAAAGGUGGGCUGAGGAGGAGAAUGACAUGGAGUAUCCGGACCCGUAUGCAUGA